AGUUCCUUUCGUUCCUUUACAUCUUGUUGGGUUUUUCCGGACGAUAACUGAGCAUCGAUUGAUUUUUUGUCCGUGUAUUUAUAGGCCAGGAUACGCUUUGAGACUAUAUGUAAGUGUUGCUCUCAGAAAUUGCAAGGACCUGUCGAGUUUAGAAGCAUUGACACAAUUUGCAUACGGCCCGCUGAAGCCGCGGGUCGCGCGGUUCGAACUUUUAAAACCGCUCGAGCCAUCUAGCACCGCGAGUCAAAGGAUGCGGAAGUUAAUAUUUCACACUUAAUCCUCUCUGCGAUUUGACAAAUGGAUUCAACAAACCAGGUUCUGAACCUUAAUGACUAUGAUAAACUGUACCUGUUGAUGUGCAAAUGGAGAAUUAUUCGGCUUUUCAACCCACUGUGUUAUGCUGCUGAUGUAACAAGUGUUGAAGACCUUGAAAAGAAAGUGAGGACAAACCUGGAUGAUGUAAGACAAAAGCUGCCAGCGUGGUCACAAUCUCAGUCUUUUAAGGAAGAUUUAGAAACUAUUAAAAACUUGAUUGAAGAUUCAAAGACUGUGAGAUAUGAAAAUUUGCCAUCACUUCUGGGUAUUGAAAGAAAUAACUAUAAAGAGGAGUUAGGAGAUGCAGGAGUCCAGAUGAUACAAAAGAAACAGCUAUUUUUACGAAAAAAAAUAGCUCUUGGUCGUCCAUAUUCUGGUGAUGUUUACAAUGCCCAGUGGAUGCAAGGUCAUAACAUGGUUGAUGUUGUUGUACGGUUUGACUUGGGCCCAACACAGCGAGAGUUGUUCAUUAGAGAAGCUAAAAUAAUGACAGGUCUCCAUCACGACUAUAUCAUGAAGUUUUAUGGUGCUGUUAUUUUGGGCUCAUAUACAGACUCUGUGGGAUUGGUGGUUGAAUUUUUCAACAAAGGUCAUUUGGAGGAGUUUCAUGUUCCAUCUCUCUUCCAUGCCUGGCUCUAUGCAUCACAGCUCUCUUCAGCUCUGGAAUAUUUGGAGUCCAAACAUCUUGUACAUACAUCUGUAGCAGAGCCUUUUGUUUACAUCUCAUCUCUUGAAAAGAUCAGCCUUGGUGGUUUCAUGUGCUGCUAUUAUGAAGAAGAAAUUAAUAAGGCUAAACAAGAGGUCAGAGAGGGUCAGCGUGGUAAUUUACUACUGUCAACAAUAACUGGUCAUCAGGGUCAUCGUUUGGAUGACCUGUCUGUUAAAGGAGUGGUUGCCUUGUUCUCUCAUGUAGUUUUGUCAAUGUUCAGAUACCUUGACUCCCAUCAAUCAGGCCGACUAGUAAACCUUUUUCAGGGUGAUAGAAAGCAGUCUCUUGUGUGUCCAUGUGGUGUUGCUUCACUUCUAGAGAGAUGUCAAAUAAAGGAUUUUAGUAAAAGACCAACAUUCCAUGACAUAGUUCAGACUCUUGCCAAGGAAAGACCAGAAAAGUUCUGUUUUACAACAAGCAAUUCCUCUGCAGAACCUUGUGAGCUUUCAUAUGACAAAGGAGAGAAACUUUGGGUGAUAUUACAGGAUGCAACGAGAUAUCAUGGUAUGUGGUUUGGUCAAAAGGAGAAUGGGACUGCAGGAUUUUUUGAUGGCGACAAAGUAAUACCAAUAGAUGAUGAUAAUCAAGUACCACAUGAAAUAAGAGCCCGCGGAAAUGAAGCACAACUUGCAUACAACCUUGCUCUCUUGGAAGGAAAGAUCAAAGUGUGCCGUGCUCGAUUGCUGAUCAUUGGCCAGGACAGGGCAGGAAAAACAAGCCUGAAAAAUUCACUAAUGGGUUUACCCUUUAAUCCUGAUGAACCAAGCACUGAAGGUUUGGAAGUGAAUUCAUCAAAACUGGAAGUCAAUGUUGAGCAGGUAGUUGAAUGGAAGGUUGUGAGUAAAGAAAACAAGGAAGUGGAACAAGCUACACCGCAGAAUAGAUGUAUUGCUAGAUUGGUUGCUAGUCAUAUGAUGGAGAAGAAGGAGACAAAACCAAAGCAAACUUUGCCUCCUGAGAAGAAAGAAAUGCAGGAGGAAAAAGAGAUGCCACAAGAACAACUGAGUGGGUUUCAUUUCACCACAACUCCUCCAGCAUCCAAUCACACUCAAGAAUCCACAAAAGCUUUUGUACUAGACUUAGUUGAUGGAUCCCAAGAAAAACCAGCUCUGAAACCAAAAGUUGAUAUGCCAGAUGAAUUAACCCCGCUUGUAAUAGAGUGCCUUAAAAAUUCAGAGGAAAGCAAUGAGAACAGUUCUACAGAAACUGUUCUGGACAUCUGGGACUUCGCGGGUCAGCAUUUGUAUUAUGCGACACAUCCCUUAUUCUUCUGCCACAGAGCCAUCUAUCUUCUUGUUCAUAACCUGGAGAAAAAACCAAAUGACCUCGCAGAGCCAUCAUUUAAGCAUGGAGACCAAGAAUUACCUCUGAAGAACACAUCAAAUGAAACAAACUUAGACAUGCUUCUGUCAUGGUUGGUCUCAGUCCACAGCAUUUGCAGGCCCCCAGUGGAGCAUGAUGUUGAAGAAUUGUUUAAGUCAAAGGUGCGCUGCCUUCCCCCACCUGUGCUUGUGGUGGGAACACACGCUGAUAAGGUUUCACCCAGAGAAAUCCAACAAGUUGAAGAUGAGAUCAGUAGUAGCCUUAAAGGUAAAGCCUACCAUGAACAUGUACUGUCUCCUUUUUACAGAGUAGAUAACAGGCAGUCAUCAAAAUCACCUGAGAUUCAACAGAUCCAAAAAAGAGUACAACAGAUCUUGUCAUCUGGGUUGAUUUCAACUGCAGACCUUCCUGUGAAGUGGUUCAAUUUUGAAAAAGCUCUAAAGAAUCUAACAGCAGGUGGAACCUUCUUCUUGACCAGAGAGGAAAUCUACACAGUUGCACAGAAAGAAUGCUUCAUCACAGACAAUGAUCAGCUAGACACCAUGUUAAACUACUUCCAUGACCUCGGUCUGAUUGUGCAAUUCACAGAUGUAGUAGUUCUGGAUACACAGUGGCUGGCCAAUCUCUUCAAAAAGCUGAUCUCCACUUGCCCUGAUCAAGAACAGGAUCCUGUCGAUCGUAAGUUAUGGCAGGACCUUCAAAAGACUGGAGUCUUGCAAAAGGAGCUCAUUGACAAAGUGUUUGAAGAUUUGGAAGGGGGUAGAUACAAGCCUUUGCAACAAAGUGUCCUAGAGAUGAUGGAAAAAUUUAGCUUUUUGGCAAAAUUUCAACAUGAAGAAGAACCAAACCAACAGCAGAACAUUUCCUGUAAGGGAAAAAUCAUCAAAUACUUUGUUCCAGCUCAACUGCGUGUAUCAGAUCCUACCUUGCAGAAAUUGAUGCCAAAAGAGGGUGAUCCAUGUGCUCUCAUAUACAAGUUCUGUGAUGGGUUUAUUCCACAUGGCUUGUUCCCUCAGCUUGUCUCACGCCUUAUCACACUUUGUCCUAUGUUGGAUUGCACCAUACCCCCAAACUUGUACUGCGAUGCUGCUCACUUCUUUUUAGGGAAGAAUGGUCAAUAUGACCUUGUUCUUCUUUGUAGCAAGUGUUGCAUUAAGUUGGUAUUUAAGGGGUACAACUGUCACAUGUCCAGUGAAAGUCUUGAAAAUGAAAAGAGUAGAGCUUGCCAAGUGAGAACCUUCAUUGAAGAUGAAUUAAAAAGCUUAUCUGGGCAGUGGCAUUGGCUGAGAAAUGCACGCUAUGAAGUUUGUGUAACUUGCUAUGCUUGUGAAACUUCUGAUGCAGAGUGUAAUCGGCAUCAAUCGGCAUCAUGUUUGGAUCAGGACUGUCUUCAUUUUUUACCCAUUCCUUCUGAAGUGGAUUCAAAAACACUUUUUACAUGUCCAGAACAAGUAGGGGACCACUCUAGGUUCAUUGUUAGAAAUCUUCACCUUUGGUACAGCAGCAGUGAGAAUAACCCUCCAGAAAGUCCUCAACUAGCAAGGAUAGAAGAUGUAGACUUUGUACACUUAGCCAAAGAAAUUGUUGGUGUGUGGAAGAGAAUCGCACGACUUUUGCACAUUCAGGAAGCAACCAUUACUCAACUUGAGCACGACAAUAAAGAUGAUGUCUAUGAACAAAGCUAUAAGAUGUUGACAGCAUGGAAGAACAGACAGAAUAAUUUAGAUGCACCAUGUGAACAGUUAAAAAUUGCUUUGUGUGACGAUUUAGUCGAGAAAAAUAGCAUAGCCCAACAGUAUUGUUACCAGCCUAAAACCUAAUGUCAGAUUAAUCAGGUGUGUGAUUCAUCUCAAGCCUAUAUUUCUUGUAGGAAUGAAUGUUAAAAUAAUUAUUAUUAAAUAGCUUUACAUAGUACCUAUCAUCUAGACCCACAUCAUAAUAUUUGAUAUAUGCAAUUGAAUUUAUUUGUUGAAUAAUUUCCAUCCUUUAGUUAUCCUGAAGUUGUGAAGAGGCAUAUUAUGGUAUAUUAUGUAUGUCUCGGAUGUAUGAUCAUCGUAAUGAACAAAAAUUUAAGUUUUGUUUGAUUGAGAACUGUACUAAACUAUAACAAAUUUUUUAUGUGAUCUGCCCCAGAAUUUGUUCUGAAUAUUAUUUGUUUCUCAUUUCCAAGAAAGAUUAGCAAAGAAACAAGAGCAGAAGAAAGGUUGGCUCUACUCGAGAAAAUUUUUCAUUGUUGGUGUUCAAUACCAUUAGUUAAGCAGGCAAUAGGCCAUUUUACAGUUGUUUACUUAGUUGCCAAGCCUUUGAUUUGGAGUGAGGCUGAAGGUGACCUUGUUGUGAUAGAGACCAGUAUCCAAGUAGCAUUUGAAAAGCAGCAAGGUUUGUAUCAUAACAUGGUCACCCUUUGCCUCAUUCCUGUUGAAAGGCUUGGCAACCAAGCACACAACUGUAAAAUGGACUGUUGAGGAAAUUUUUGUCUCUGAGGAGAAAAGUUCCUUACACAAUUUAGUUGAUAAUUUGAAGGCUCUAUUCCCUGGCCAGAGGGAAUGGCAGAUUAUUUAACCUUUUCUAAGAAAACAAAAUCAUGCAAAC
This is a messenger RNA of Pocillopora verrucosa, 4939 nucleotides long. RefSeq lists its product as uncharacterized. The record is from RefSeq and is a predicted model, not a curated record. Gene Ontology annotation, molecular function: ATP binding; protein binding; protein kinase activity. Gene Ontology annotation, biological process: protein phosphorylation; signal transduction. Lineage: Eukaryota; Metazoa; Cnidaria; Anthozoa; Scleractinia; Pocilloporidae.